Messenger RNA from Mustela erminea (ermine), 3976 nucleotides. Its product is annotated as transcription elongation regulator 1-like. Gene Ontology annotation, cellular component: nucleus. NCBI's taxonomy places the organism in Eukaryota, Metazoa, Chordata, Mammalia, Carnivora, Mustelidae. The record is from RefSeq and is a predicted model, not a curated record. Gene Ontology annotation, molecular function: RNA polymerase binding; transcription coregulator activity.
UAAAUGCUUAACUUCAAGCUGUAACUGGGAAGUGAAAUUCUAAAGAAUUACUGUAAAUUUUUCAAAAGGGGAGAUGCAGACUCACAGGAAAUCAGAAGACUAAGGAUGGCACAACAGCAGGCCUUGAGAUUCCGAGGCCCGGCUCCCCCACCAAAUGUAGUGAUGAGAGGCCCACCACCUCUUCUGCGGCCUCCGCCACCUUUUGGUAUGAUGCGAGGCCCUCCACCACCACCUCGGCCCCCUUUUGGACGUCCUCCUUUUGAUCCUAAUAUGCCGCCAAUGCCUCCUCCAGGAGGGAUUCCUCCACCUAUGGGCCCUCCGCACCUCCAGAGACCACCUUUUAUGCCUCCACCCAUGGGAACCAUGCCUCCUCCUCCGGGUAUGAUGUUUCCACCAGGAAUGCCUCCUGUGACUGCUCCUGGUACUCCAGCAUUGCCUCCUACUGAAGAGAUAUGGGUUGAAAAUAAAACUCCAGAUGAGAAGGUUUAUUAUUAAAAUGCUGGGACACGUGAAUCUGCAUGGAAACCAGAUGGAGUUAAGGUUAUUCAGCAGUCAGAACUGACACCUAUGCUUGCAGCCCAGGCUCAGGUUCAGGCCCAAGCCCAGGCCCAGGCCCAGGCCCAGGCGCAGGCACAAGCUCAAGUGCAGGCCCAGGCCCAGGCCCAGGUGCAGGCCCAGGCUCAGGCACAAGCACAGGCUCAGGCGCAGGCCCAGGCUCAGGCCCAGGUGCAGGCUCAAGUACAAGCACAAGCAGUAGGAGCUUCCACCCCUACAACCAGUAGCCCAGCACCUGCAGUGUCCACUUCAACAUCAUCAUCCACCCCAUCCUCUACCACUUCUACCACAACAACUGCCUCUUUGGUUUCGCAGACAGUAUCAACCACACCUGUGCAAACUGUUCCCCAGCCGCAUCCCCAGACGUUACCUCCUGCUGUUCCUCAUUCAGUACCUCAGCCAGCAGCAGCAAUACCUGCCUUUCCACCAGUAUUGGUACCUCCGUUUCGUGUUCCCCUUCCUGGCAUGCCAAUUCCACUUCCAGGUGUGUUGCCAGGCAUGGCCCCUCCUAUCGUACCUAUGAUACAUCCCCAGGUUGCUAUUGCAGCUUCCCCUGCUACCUUAGCUGGAGCGACGGCAGUUUCUGAGUGGACUGAAUAUAAAACAGCGGAUGGAAAGACCUAUUACUAUAAUAAUAGAACUUUAGAAUCAACCUGGGAAAAACCCCAAGAGCUAAAGGAAAAAGAAAAAUUAGAGGAGAAGAUUAAAGAGCCAAUUAAAGAACCUUCUGAAGAACCUCUGCCAAUGGAGACGGAGGAGGAGGACCCUAAAGAAGAGCCAAUAAAGGAGAUAAAGGAGGAGCCCAAAGAGGAGGAGAUGACUGAAGAAGAAAAGGCUGCCCAGAAGGCAAAGCCAGUAGCUACUACCCCUAUUCCCGGUACUCCAUGGUGUGUCAUUUGGACUGGUGAUGAGCGGGUCUUCUUUUAUAAUCCUACCACCUGUCUUUCUAUGUGGGACCGACCUGAUGAUCUGAUUGGAAGGGCAGAUGUUGACAAAAUUAUUCAGGAGCCUCCUCAUAAAAAAGGAAUGGAAGAAGUGAAGAAACUAAGACAUCCAAUUCCCACAAUGCUGUCCAUCCAAAAAUGGCAGUUUUCUAUGAGUGCAAUUAAAGAAGAACAAGAAUUAAUGGAAGAACUUAAUGAAGAUGAACCUGUUAAGGCCAAAAAACGGAAGAGAAUGUCAAAGAAGUCCUUUAUGUGGAUUGCCCGAGCUUCUCUAUUUAGGAAAGACGAUAAUAAAGACAUUGAUUCAGAGAAAGAAGCUGCGAUGGAAGCUGAAAUUAAAGCUGCCCGAGAAAGGGCCAUUGUCCCUCUGGAGGCCCGAAUGAAGCAGUUCAAGGACAUGCUGCUAGAGAGAGGGGUGUCUGCUUUUUCAACAUGGGAGAAGGAGUUGCACAAGAUAGUUUUUGAUCCUCGGUACUUACUUCUCAAUCCUAAAGAGAGAAAACAGGUAUUUGAUCAGUAUGUAAAGACGAGGGCAGAAGAACAACGCAGGGAAAAGAAAAACAAAAUAAUGCAAGCCAAGGAAGAUUUCAAAAAAAUGAUGGAAGAAGCAAAAUUUAAUCCCAGAGCUACUUUUAGUGAAUUUGCAGCCAAGCAUGCUAAAGAUUCAAGAUUCAAAGCGAUUGAAAAGCUGAAAGAUCGAGAAGCCUUGUUUAAUGAAUUUGUGGCAGCUGCAAGAAAGAAAGAGAAAGAAGAUUCGAAGACCAGAGGUGAGAAGAUUAAAUCAGAUUUCUUUGAACUGUUAUCUAAUCAUCACCUGGACAGUCAGUCUCGAUGGAGCAAAGUGAAAGACAAAGUAGAAAGUGACCCACGUUACAAAGCAGUGGACAGUUCAUCAAUGAGAGAAGACCUUUUCAAACAGUAUAUUGAAAAAAUAGCCAAGAAUUUAGACUCAGAAAAAGAAAAGGAGCUUGAAAGGCAAGCCCGCAUUGAGGCAAGCCUUCGAGAAAGAGAAAGAGAGGUCCAAAAGGCUCGUUCAGAGCAAACAAAAGAAAUAGACAAGAGAGAGCAACACAAACGAGAAGAAGCUAUCCAGACUUUCAAGGCUCUUUUGUCUGACAUGGUAUGGUCUUCGGAUGUGUCAUGGUCUGAUACUCGGAGGACUCUGCGGAAAGAUCACCGUUGGGAAUCUGGAUCCUUGUUGGAAAGAGAGGAGAAAGAGAAGCUUUUUAAUGAACACAUUGAAGCACUUACCGAAAAGAAGAGGGAGCACUUUAGGCAACUUCUGGAUGAAACUUCUGCAAUUACCUUAACAUCCACAUGGAAAGAAGUAAAAAAAAUCAUUAAAGAAGAUCCUCGGUGCAUUAAGUUCUCCUCCAGUGACAGGAAAAAACAAAGAGAAUUUGAAGAAUACAUCAGAGACAAAUACAUCACAGCCAAAGCUGACUUCAGGACGCUUUUGAAAGAGACCAAAUUUAUAACCUAUAGAUCCAAAAAGCUAAUCCAGGAAUCUGAUCAGCACCUGAAAGAUGUAGAAAAAAUCUUGCAGAACGACAAACGGUAUCUAGUACUAGACUGUGUGCCCGAGGAGAGGCGUAAAUUGAUUGUGGCAUAUGUGGACGACCUGGACUGCCGGGGUCCACCCCCGCCUCCCACAGCGUCAGAGCCCACAAGACGAUCAACAAAAUAAUUCUCAGUACUCUUCCACAGGGGGAUCUUCAUUCAGAACGCUUGCAUGAGCCAAUUUUCAGGUUUUUACAUGUAUGUGCAUUAGUCAAACUAUUGCAGAACCAUCUGACGAACAGAAGGAGAAGCAUUCGUGAACCGUUUCUGAACAGAGAACACUUUGGAAAUAAUUUAUGCUUUUCUUUGUGUGGCAUGACUGACAUACAUACUCAAAUAUAGGCUGUCUCUAGUAAAUCUAAAAUCUCGAAGCUAAAAAUCAUCCUUUUAUGAGGUGUGGAAGUCAGUGACUUUGGUGACGUUCUUUCUAGCAGUGUUAAACAUGCAAGACGUAAGAGCAUUUGUGGUUUGAACUCACAAAAUGCAAAUACCACAGACUCCAAGAAAACCUAAGUUGGGGGUUGUUUUGUUUUGAUUUUGUUUUUUAAAGCGGGUAAAAGAGAAAACACUGAAAAUUGAAUUCUUAUCUUCCAGAGGCUAAGAUUAUUAUAAUGGACAUACUUUUACCUUUGUCUCUAAAGAACACUUUAGUUUUGUUUGUUCACUUAUGUGCUUUGAUUAUCCCCUCAGAAUUAGAGGCCAAGUCUUGUUGUUUAGCCUAAGAGAAGAUUUAUUUAGCAAUUUCUUCUCAGAUAUGGAACCAUGGUCAUAACUAACAUGUUGGUCAGAAUAGGACUGCUGGUUAAACACAUUUUAUUUACCAUUAAGUGAUCUUUAUCAAUAUUCUGGAUUAGACAACAAAUUAUCUUUCUUGGGUGUUCCCUGUAAACUAUACUCCUGUUUGAAUGUUAAACUUU